This is a messenger RNA of Anolis carolinensis (green anole), 8095 nucleotides long. RefSeq names its product RAD50 double strand break repair protein (gene rad50). Gene Ontology annotation, cellular component: condensed nuclear chromosome; Mre11 complex; nucleus. The record is from RefSeq and is a predicted model, not a curated record. Gene Ontology annotation, biological process: chromosome organization involved in meiotic cell cycle; telomere maintenance via telomerase; double-strand break repair. The transcript has 26 exons. Gene Ontology annotation, molecular function: ATP hydrolysis activity; single-stranded telomeric DNA binding; G-quadruplex DNA binding. NCBI's taxonomy places the organism in Eukaryota, Metazoa, Chordata, Lepidosauria, Squamata, Anolidae. The coding region runs from base 236 to 4174 and encodes 1312 amino acids.
GCGUUCUGCGGAUCCAACGAAGCCGGCGCCGGUUCGAUUUGUGAGGAGAGAGUGGCGCGCGGGUGUUCGUGUGUGGUCCCUUCCUGUUUUGCGUCACGGCUCGAGGCUUCCCCUCGUUCACGCACGCGCGCCUCUUCCUCUUCUGCCUCCGCCUGCUCUCCUCAGCCCUCCCACCCGCAGCCAGGAUAUUUAAAAUACAACUUUGUGUAUCUUGGAAGAGGAAUAUUCCUGAAAAAUGUCUCGGAUAGAUAAAAUGAGCAUCCUUGGGGUGCGGAGCUUUGGUAUUGAGGACAAAGACAAGCAAGUGAUCAGUUUCUUUAAUCCUUUAACCAUCUUGGUGGGUCCAAAUGGUGCUGGAAAAACGACAAUCAUAGAAUGCCUCAAGUAUGUUUGCACUGGGGACUUCCCUCCUGGCACCAAAGGAAAUUCAUUUGUCCAUGACCCAAAAGUUGCCCAUGAAACAGAUGUCAGAGCUCAGAUUCGGCUUCAGUUUCGUGAUGUUAAUGGGGAGCUUCUAGCUGUCCAACGAUCCAUGGUAUGCACUCAGAAAGGAAAGAAAACAGAAUUUAAAACUCUUGAAGGAGUCAUCACCAGAACAAAACAUGGAGAAAAGGUCAGUCUGAGCUCCAAAUGUGCAGAAAUCGACCGAGAGAUGAUCAGUGCCCUUGGUGUUUCCAAGUCUGUGCUUAACAAUGUCAUCUUCUGCCACCAAGAAGAAUCCAAUUGGCCUCUAAGUGAAGGAAAGGCUCUGAAACAAAAAUUUGAUGAGAUCUUCUCAGCAACAAGGUACAUUAAGGCUUUGGAAACACUUCGUCAGGUACGUCUGAAGCAAGCCCAGCGGGUUAAAGAGUGUCAGGUAGAGCUGAGGUACUUGAAACAGAACAAAGAAAAAGCCCAUGAAAUUCAGAACCAGUUGAGUAACAGAGAAGCUCAGUUGGCUGCCUCCAAGGAAAAUGUCAGGUCUAUUGAGAACCAGCUUGAACCUCUAAAGAAUCGUCUGACAGAAAUAGAACUGAAUCUUGUGAAAGUAAUGAAACUUGACAAUGACAUUAAAGCUCUGGAAAGUCGGAAAAAGCAGAUGGAAAAGGAUAAUCAAGAUUUGCAACAAAAGAUGGAAAAGGUUUUUCAAGGAACUGACGAACAACUUAGAGAAAUGUAUCAAAACCACCAGAAAACUGUGAGAGAAAAAGAAAGGAGAUUAACAGAUUGUCAGAGGGAGCUGGAGAGGGCAAACAAAGAAUGCCAAAGAUUCAAUAGAGAAAAAUCAGAACUAUUGGUUGAACAAGGUCGCCUUCAAGUGCAAGCAGAUCGCCACCAGCAGCAUAUUAGUACAAGAGAUUCCUUAAUUCAGUCUUUGGCAGCUCAGUUAGAACUGGAAGGCUUUAAAAGAGCACCUUUUAAUGAAAGGCAAAUCAACAGUUUUCACAAGCUUGUGAAGGAAAGACAGGACAAAGACAAGGAAGCGGCUGAUCAGUUGACGAGAGAAUUUGAGGAGAAGGAGGCAACAAAGCAGAAGCAAAUCGAUGAAAUAAGGGAUAAAAAAACUGGACUUGAAAGAACUAUUGAGCUGAAGUCAGACAUUCAGAGUAAAAAAAGACUUGAAGUAAAGAACCUGAAACAAGAAUUACAACAACUAGAAGGGUCUUCGGAUAGACUUCUAGAGAUAGAUCAAGAACUUGCCAAGGCGAAUCAUGAACUAGAUGAUGCUGAAAAGAACUGUAAGGUUGACAUCUUGGAAAAAGAAAUAAAGGAGCUUCAAAAAGAGAAGUCAGAUUUAGAUGGCAUUCUACGAAAACUGGAUAAAGAGAUGGAACAGUUGAACUUAAAUACAACAAUUAUAACCCAAAUGGACAUGCUGAAGAAAGAUAAAGCUGACAAAGAAGAGCAAAUCAGAAAAAUAAAGUCCAGACACAAUGAAGAGUUAAUCUCCUUACUUGGCUAUUUCCCAAAUAAACGACAGCUUGAAGAUUGGCUUCACUCUAAAAUGAAAGAAAUUAAUCAGACAAGAGACAGACUUGCCAAACUCAACAAAGAACUUGUUUCAGUGGAGCAAAACAAAAAUCAUAUUAGCACCGAAUUAAGGAAGAAAGAAGAGCAGCUGUCCAGUUAUGAAGAACAGCUUUUUGAUGUCUGUGGAAGCCAGGAUUUUGAAAGUGAUCUUUACAGACUUCAAGAAGAAAUUGAAAAAACAUCCAAGCAGCGAGCCAUGCUUGCUGGGGCCACGGCAGUAUAUUCGCAGUUCAUCACACAAUUAACAGAUGAAAACCAGUCUUGUUGCCCAGUUUGCCAGAGGGUCUUUGGGACAGAGUCAGAACUGCAGGAAGUGAUAGAUGAUCUUCAGAAGAAACUGCGCCUUGCUCCGGACAAACUGAAGACAACCGAGUCAGAGCUUAAGAGGAGAGAGAAGAGACGAGAUGAAAUGAUGUCGCUCAAACCUGUCAGGCAAACCAUAUCGGAACUCCAAGAAAAGGACAUACCUGACUUAAGGAAUAAGCUGCAAGCUCUCAACAGAGAGAUCCAGCGUCUUAAAGGUGAAAUAGAAGAACAAGAAACGCUCUUGGCAACUAUCAUGCCUGAGGAAGAAAGUGCUAAAGCAUGUCUCCAAGAUAUUACACUUAUGGAAAGGUAUCAGACUGAUCUAAGGGAUGUUGAGAGAAAAAUUGCUCAGCAUUCUACUAAGUUAGAGGGUGUGGAUUUGGGUCGGACACUUCUACAAGUGAGCCAGGAAAAGCAAGAGAAAAAGCAUCAGUGGGAUACAGUUACUGGCAAAAUUGAAUUGAAGCAGACUCUUAAACAAGAUCAGCAAAGCCAGGUCCAGAGUCUAAAGAGUGCAGUGAAUGAGCUUAAAGCAGAGAAACUUCAACUCUGUAGCCGUUUGCAGCAUCGACAGCAACUGGAAGACCAGACGGUGGAGCUGACAACUGAGGUGCAGUCAAUGAACAGGGAAAUCAAGGAAGCAAAGGAGCAGAUCUCCCCUUUGGAAACAACUUUAAUAAAACUGCAACAAGAAAAAGAAGCACUGAUGAACAAAAAGAACACAAGUUGCAGAGCAACACAGGAGAAGAUAAAUGACAUUAAAGAAAAGGUUAAAAACAUCAACUGCUACGUAAAAGAGAUUGAAAAUUACAUCCAAGAAGGAAAGGAAGAAUACAAGCAGCAAAAGGAAUCUGAACUUGAUCAAGUCAAGGUCCAGCUAGAAGAAUGUGAGAAAAAGAAAGAGAAGAUAAAUAAAGAAACUGGAACAAUUAGGCAAGACAUUGAUACUCAGAAGAUUCAGGAGCGGUGGUUAGAAGAUAAUCUAACUUUAAGAAAAAGAAAUGAAGAUCUAAAAGAAGUUGAAGACAACAUCAAGCAGUAUCGGAAAGAGAUGGGUGAAAUGCAUGUCCCGCAGCUAAAAAAGGACCGUGAGCAUUUAGAGGGGAGAAUAGAAGAACUGAAAAGAAAUCAUAGCUUAGCCCUUGGCCGUCAGCAUGGAUUUGAGGAAGAGAUUCUUAGGUAUAAAAAAGAGCUGAGAGAUCCACAGUUUAAAGAUGCUGAAGAGAAAUACAGAGAAAUGAUGAUAGUUAUGAGAACAACAGAACUGGCAAACAAGGAUCUUGACAUUUACUACAAAGCUCUAGAUCAAGCAAUAAUGACAUUUCACAGCAUGAAAAUGGAAGAAAUCAACAAAACAAUUCGUGAUCUGUGGCGGAGUACCUACAGAGGACAAGAUAUUGAAUACAUUGAAAUUCGAUCUGAUGCAGAUGAGAAUGUUUCUGCUUCUGACAAGAGGAGGAGCUACAAUUACAGAGUAGUAAUGAUAAAAGGAGACACUGCUUUAGACAUGAGGGGCAGAUGCAGUGCAGGCCAAAAGGUCCUCGCUUCCCUCAUUAUCCGCCUUGCUCUAGCAGAAUCUUUUUGUCUCAACUGUGGCAUUCUGGCCCUUGAUGAGCCCACCACCAACCUUGACAGGGAGAAUAUUGAAUCUCUUGCACAUGCUUUGGUUGAGAUAAUCAAAAGUAGAUCCCAGCAACGAAACUUUCAGCUACUUGUGAUUACACAUGAUGAAGAUUUUGUGGAACUUUUGAGUCGUUCUGAAUAUGUGGAAAAGUUCUACAGAAUUAAGAAGAACCUUGAACAGUGUUCUGAAAUUGUGAAAUGUAAUGUCACCUCUUUGGGAUCAUAUCUUCAUUAGAAUUUGUAAACUAGCUUGUUUCUGAGCACUCCUCUAAUGCAUUAUGUGAUAAAAAAUAAGAUUGUUCUUUGGUUAGAUAAGCUGUAUUCUUUUGACUAGUACUGAACAGUUGCAUUACUAAAAUGGAAAAUAUUGAAUUAUACACAUGACAGUGAUGAAAAAAAUACUUAAAAUGUUUUUAAAAUUGUCCAAAAGCAUGUCUCAACUUUUGGGAAAACCUAAUGAGGAGAAUCUUAGACUAGUGAGAAAUGAUAUUUCCUUUGCAGAGAAUGCUGCUACUCGCACAACAAAGCUGUUUGUUGCACAAUUUGUUAAUUUUGUGCAGAGCUGUUUUGCAGUCCUGAACUGUGCAAAUUCUACAUACAGGUACUCUUCAGUUAAUGACAUUUUCUGCAUAGGAAACAAUACUUUGAAGAAAUAUAUUCUGCACAGAAAAAUGUUUUCUGUACUAAUAUGCUACAUUAAAAUUUGGCUUAGAAUAACCUUUGUGAAUAUUCAAAAAUAGCAGUUUUCAAGUUUUCUAACAGUAGGAGAAAUUUGCUAAGCUUGUUUCCUUUAAGAACAAUAUCCUUAGCACAGAUUAAUGUGGCAACUUAGAAGUUAACCGGAUAUGACUAAAACACCUGGGGUACAUCUUGACAGGGCAGUUAGCCCAAUGUUGAUCUGGAGUGGGCUACUUUAGAUCAGCAUCAGGGGUUACUUUGCUGUCCGCCUCUCAGCCGACUUGCGAGCUACAUGUUAGCUACACAAGCAGUCCCCAAAUUGUCACCUCUGAGCCAAAUGAUGUACUUUUUAUUGAGGGUGUGUUUGGGCCAAGAGCCUAAGUAGGUGCCCUCUUUUAUGAGAGCAGAAGCAGGUCCAGGCUACAUGUGGUGAUGGUGAUAAUUGUGACUAUUCACUUUAUAUAGAGAGACAUUGCCAUUCCUCACAAACCAGAAGACAAAGCAGCUUAGAAAUUAAAAUACUAUGUCUGAGAGUCUGCUUGGGAUUUAAUCAUCAUCAGUGGCCUUAUAUGUACACAAAACAGAAUUGAGUAGUUUCACAACAUCCAUAUUCACCUAAAGGCUGCAUUAUGUUAAAGCAUGAAUGUCUAGUAAAAACCAGAAGCAAGUGGACUCACAAGGUUAACAGUUGCUUGAGUGUAGAAGUUUGAGACAGUGCAAAGGGCUAGAGAAUAGCCACCAUGAAUUGUCCAAAAAAAGAUGCACAUAAAGCAAGGUUAUUAUAUACACAUCUCCAACGGGAUGCUACUAAAUGUGCCUGCCUAUGUCAAAUCAUUCUAGACUUUAUGAAACCAACAACAAAACUUAGGUACAGGCAGUUCCCAAGUUACAUACAAGGUUCUGUAAGUUUGUUCUUCAGUUGAAUUUGUAAGUCAGAACAGGUAUAUUUUUAAGUGUAAUUCCCAGCCCAAUAUAUAUACAGGGUGUCCAUAAAGUCUCUUUACCAAACUUUAGACCAGGGGUCCCCAAACUAAGGCCUGUGGGCCAGACACGGCCCUCCAGUGUCAUUUACCUUGCCCCUGUCCUAAACUUUAGAUUUAAAGUUGACCUAAGUCUGAAACGUCUUGAAGGCACACAACAGCAACAAUCCUAAUUUUGGACUAUUUCAUCAUAGUCUGCCCCCCCCCCCCCCCAACAGUCUGAGAGACCAUGAAUCAUCUCUCCACUUAAACAAUUUGAGGACCCCUGCUUUAGACAUUCCCAAAUUUUGGACCUUCAGCUGCUCUGGACUUGAACUCCUAGAAGCAUCAGCCAGCUUGGUCAACAGUCAGGAAUUCUGGAAGCUGAAGUCCAAAACAGUUGGAAGAACAGGGUUUAGAAAAAAACUAACUUAAGAUAAAUUCUGAGAUUCUGUUAUAAAUCCCUUCACUAGAGCUUUGUCCUUCAGCCUAGUAGGUUAUUUAUCUCUUCCUGUAUUUCAAUGAUGUAUCAAAACUGGUUCCAAGUCCCAUUAUGCUAAUCAUGCCUCUCUGCAGGCCCAUGUUUUUCAUAAGAGUAAGUGGUAUAGAUACAAUAAAAUGCAUAUGUCAUACAUCUGGGAACCCAUUGUGUCUUUCCAAACUCCUUCAUGCCAUCUACUGUCCUUCAUGGCAUCUACUACGUAUUAGUCAAUCUUGUGACCUUGACUUAUCUCCUUGGUCUAGUGAUUGUCUCCAUAAAUGCAGUUCCUUGAACAAUGGCUUGCUUCUGCCUUCUUCAGUUAUUCCUUUUACCAUUUCAAAAUAUCUAGUAGCUAUACUAAACUAUUCUAGCAUUUAUUUUAGCAUUUUCAUUCUAUGAAACAGUGUUACUUGGCAAAGCCAUAAACAAGAUAUAUUGGGAUAUUUGUUUUUUUAUUUCUCCAUACCGCAUAUUAUUUUAAUAUUAGCAAGCACCCACGACAUUUGAUUAACCAUAAAAACCUCCUGUGGUACAAAUCCAAAUUAAGAAUAGAAGGAAGUGUUUUAUAAAAGAAGCCAUUAAAAAGAUACUGUGCAGAGUGACCUAGAACCUAAUAUUCAUCAGCUCUUGAUAAUUUUCACUAUAAACAUUUUAAUGCUACUGGCUAACACAAAUACUGAGUGUCCAUAAAAUGUAUAUCCUACUUCAAGUAGAGUUACAAACAUGGUUUAAGUAUGUUGGCUCCACCAACAUAAGGAUGGGCUAUGUAGUCAUUCUUUGAAACACGCUGUUAUCUGCUGCAGCAUUUCAGAAGGCCUUGUUUGACUUCUUAUCUCUGUGAGAACAAAGAAGAAUUUAAGAGCAGGCUACAGGUUGGGUAUUUCUUAUCCAAAAUUCAAACCCUGAAAUAAUUGAAAACCUGAAAUUUUCCACAUUGGUGGCUGAAAUUAGACCACCGUUGCUUUCUGAUAGUUCAGUGUACACAAAAUUUGUUUUAUGCACAAUAUUGUUACAAAUGUGGUAUAAAACUACAUUUGCCCUAUAUUUUAAGGUAUCUAUGAAAUAUAAAUGAAUGUUAUUUUUAGACUUGAGUUCCAUCUCCAAUAUCUUAUUGUGUCCUAUAUGCAAAUACAGCUAUCCUGAAAUCCAAACAACCCGAAAUCCAAAGCAUUUUUGGUUCCAAACAUUUCAGAUAAUGAAUAUUUAGCUUAUAUCUCUUUUAGAGAAUUAUUUUGCUCUUGUGCAUUAUGGUGAAGAGAUGUAUCUCAGAGCUGAUAGCCACAGUAAAGAAGUUAACUUCCAUUAUUGUGAGCCUGAAUACCUACAUGCAAUGUCCCAAAAAAGAAGAGGAUAGGUCUUGAAAAUGCAAGCCAUGUAACAGCUUGUGAACAUCACCAAGUGACUGUUUUAGGCAUUUACUCACAUCUGUUAUGCAGUGUUUACAGUGGACUCUGCAGAAGAUACUUCAGCUGUACUUCAUAAAAAAAGAAAAUCAAGAUGUUUAGCAUGCAUUGCAAAUGCUGAUUUAUUAUCAGCAAAUGUUGAUUUCUAUACCUAUUUUAUGUACCUAAUCCUAUAUACCUGAAGUCACAUAAACAUUUCUCAGUCAGAAAGGGAUUCCGAGUGGAAAAGUGGAAGAAGAGCCCUGCUAUAAAGCAAGGAAGCAUUACCUGAGACAUGAAUCGUACAGCUCCCUUCUUGUGACUGCUGCGCUGGCUGCCAGUCUGUUUCCAGACACAAUUAAAAGUGCUUGUGGUGAUCUAUAAAGUCCUAUUGGCUUAUGCCCAAGAUGUUUGACAGACCGCAUUACUUCAUAUGAAUCUGUCUGGAUUCUGAGAUUCUUGGGAAAGACCCAGGCCUUCCUGAACUGGGCAUGAUUCCAGGUGACCAUCUUCAGUAGGACCUACUUUUGACAAUGUUUUAUAAAGUACUUAACAAUUAUAUUGAUAUGUUUGUAUAAUUUUAGUUGUAUCUCUUUUAGAUUUAUUAUCUUCAUCUUUUCUUUGUUACUUUUCUAAAUAAAAACACUUGCAGUUGA